AUGAGGAUGAGCAUGAAGGAAUGGUUGGGAGAAAUAAGAAAGAUGAAAGUGGAGAUGAAAGAGGAGUUGGAGAAAAUAGGCAAAGAAAUGAAAGUGAGGGAAGAGAAAUGGGAAAGGGAAAGAGAGGAAUUAAGAAGGAGUAUUGAAAGGGAGUGGGAAGUAAUAAUACUCAUAGAAACAUGGAUGGAGGAAAAGGGAUGGGAGGAAAUAAAAAGAAGACUACCAAAAGGAUACAUCUGGGGAGCACAAUGGGCAGAGAAGGAAAACAGAAAGGGAAGGGCAAUGGGAGGGAUGAUAAUGGGGAUAAGGAAGCAUCUAAUGGAAAAAGGUGAAAGAAUAGUGACGGAGAAAGAAGAAUUAAAGAGUUGUGUAGAAGAGGGAGAAUUACAGAGAGAUACAAUUAUAGGGAGGGACUUUAAUGCAAGGACAGGUGAGGAAGGGGGAGGAAUGGAAGAGGGUGAUGGGAGAGAGAAAGGAAAGAAGGAGGGGUGGCGUAGGGAAAGAGCUUCGAAGGACAAGAGGAUAAACAGAGAGGGAAGGAAAAUGAUAGAAUUUAUUGAGGAAAGAGGAUGGGGAAUUUUAAACGGGUGCACGAAGGGGGACGACGAAGGGAAACUAACAUUUACAGGGGGAAGAGGUGGCUCGGUGAUAGAUUAUGUUAUAGGGAGUGAAGAGGUGAGAGAGAAGGUAGAAAGAUUAAGAGUAGGGAAAAGAGUGGAUUCGGGCCACCAACCGGUGGAAAUAUGGAUAAGAAGGGAAGGAAGGAGGAAAAGUGGAGAAGGAGUAAAGUGGAAAAGAAGACAAUGGAGAGGAAUUUGGGACGAGAAAAGGAAAGAAGAAUUUAAGAAAAAAUUAGGGAGGAUAAGCUUUGGAGGAAGAGGGGUAAAAGAGGAAGGGGAGGAAAUGGAAAAAAGGAUAAAAGAAGCGUUAAAAGAAAUGGAGGAGGAGGGGAAGAAGGAAGACAAGACUAGAAGAGGAUGGUGGGAUAGAGAGUGCGAGGAAAAAAAGAGGGUGGUGAGGAAAGAGUUAGGGAAAUGGAAGAGGAAAGAGAGGGGAGGGGAGGAAUAUAGAAAAGAAAAAAAGGAAUAUAGGGAGCUAUGCGAAAGAAAGAAAAAAGAAGAAGGAGAAAGAUGGGAAAAAAGAGCAAGGAAGGUGAAAAAGGAGAGUGAAGUGUGGGAUUUAAUAAAUAAAGAGAGGAAGAAAAAUAGGAGAAUAGAAGAAGAGAUAAAAAUGAAGGAAUGGAAUGAAUACUUUAUGAGGAUAUUAGGGGGGGUAGAGGGAAAAGUGGUGAUGGGAGAGAGAAGAAGGGGAGAGGAAGAAGAGAAAGAAGAAUGGGAGGAGGAAAUAGGAAGGAAAGAGUUAAAGGCGGCAAUAGGGAAGUUGAAGGUAAAAAAGCAGCGAGGGCGGAUGAGAUACCGGGAGAGGUAUGGAAAUUUGGAGGAGAAGAACUGGAAGAAUGGAUUUGGAAAUUGUGUAGGGAGAUAUGGAAUGGGAGGGGAUGGCCAGAAGGAUGGAAGGAAGGGUAAUACCGAUUAA
Messenger RNA from Linepithema humile (Argentine ant), 1536 nucleotides. NCBI's taxonomy places the organism in Eukaryota, Metazoa, Arthropoda, Insecta, Hymenoptera, Formicidae. The record is from RefSeq and is a predicted model, not a curated record.